GUCAUAAACCACAACAGCAACCUGCAACUCUAUAUAUAUACACACUUCUGCAGUAGUUCAGUAUACCUUGAACUGACUUCUGAACCUAACGAAACACCAUGUCUUCAUCAAUGUCUUAUAUCUUCUCCAUCCAUCAAAGUACUUCCCAAUCACCUUCCUGUAACUCGGUCUCUGCUUCACCAAUUCCCAGUACUCGGCCACGUUUGGCCUCGUUCCAAUGUACUCAUCUCCCAAAUUCAACAGCACCAACCGAGCAAGUACAGGGAUCAGCAUCACGUCAGCCAACGAGAACUCUUCCCCAGCUAAGGGUUUUCAGCUUCUCUUCAGUCUCGUAUGUCUCUUUCAGCUUCCUGUGGUAUGCACUGGCUAGAUCAGGAGAUUCAGCCAUCCGAGCUAUCAGAACCCGCCUUGUGAAUUUGGAGACUGGAAGGCGGUACUUCUCUGGGAUGCGGGAAAGCGUGAAGAACUUGGGGUUCCAUUGUUGUAUCUUCUUCAUCCAAUUAAUGACUUCCAUGUUGCUGAAUGCCAUGUCGUUGGCGCCUGUCGAGACAAAUGCAAUUCUUUCUAUGUACCUGCAAAAUUGCUCUUAGUAUUUAACAACUUAAACCAUAUGGUCGAUCAUUUCAGAAAAAAAACAUUUGAGGAAAGUAGUAGAUGACGUACUGGACUAUCUCGAUGGUGUCGAAGAUGAUGUGGGUUCCAUUUUGGAAGACGGGGAGCCUUGCACUUGGAUUCAUCCUGAAAAACGAUGCGUCUAGAUUCUUGGCAGUUAUGGGGUUAACAUGGUUUGAAGUGUAGUCGAUGCCCUUCUCUUCCAAUGCCAGUCGAACUUUCUGGCU
Molecule: messenger RNA, 839 nt
Organism: Linum tenue
Lineage: Eukaryota; Viridiplantae; Streptophyta; Magnoliopsida; Malpighiales; Linaceae
Source: the annotation of a GenBank genome assembly